GAAUUACAGGUUAAGGGGGAGGGGAAAAUCCUGCUCGAUGAUGCUGUUGUCAUUUGUGACUUUCGACGUUUAAGAGAUUUCAAACCUUACAGAAGGGAAGAUAAAGGACAGCCUGCCUCUUCACGUCCGUGGACAGUAUUUUUAAAGCUGUGAGCGGGGCCCAGGCCAUGGCGCUCGCUCUCAGGCUGCAGCUGAGCGGCUGCCGGCGGCUGUUGAGCCGGGCCCGGGUUCUGUGGCCGGGCCCACGUCCCUCCUGCUGCCGGUAUAUCAGGACUGACAGAAGUUCAGGACAUCAGGAAAAUGCAUUGACUUUUAGAUUGCACACUUCGAAAGAGCCAACAGGAUUUGAGAAGUAUUUUCCCAAAAAUAAACCGGCAACAGGACCAAAAGCCAAUGACGUUAAAGCAAAGCCAAAGGAGUCUGGAGGAGGUACAGGAGGUGGACCAAGAGGCAGUGGUAAGAAAAGUGGGAAGAAAGAGGAAUCUGCUUGGUGGAACCGGUUACAGAAGGGAGACUUUCCAUGGGAUGAUAAAGAAUUUCGAUAUUUGGUUGUGGGAAUAGCUGGACUUUUCUCUGGAUUCAUGUAUUUUUAUUACCGAAAUCCUGGCAGGGAGAUCACUUGGAAAGAUUUUGUAAAUUAUUAUCUAGCACGUGGUGUGGUAGAUCGCCUAGAGGUUGUCAAUAAGCAGUUUGUGCGGGUAAUUUUCACUCCAGGGACUACGACUGAUGUUAGCUAUGUAUGGUUUAAUAUUGGAAGUGUGGAUACAUUUGAGCGUAAUUUGGAAAAUGUGCAACAAGAGAUAGGAAUAGAACCAGCAAAUCGUGCAGCUGUAGUGUAUAAUACUGAGAGCGAUGGUUCAUUCAUGCUAAGCAUAUUCCCCACACUGUUACUCAUCGGCUUUUUGCUCUAUACACUGCGACGAGGAUCUAUGGCAGCAGGCCGUGGGGGGCGAAGUGGUGGACUCUUCAGUGUGGGAGAAACAACAGCAAAAAUGCUGAAAGAUGACAUUGAUGUCAAAUUCAAGGAUGUCGCAGGAUGUGAAGAGGCUAAAUUAGAAAUAAUGGAAUUUGUUAACUUUCUGAAAAACCCUAAGCAAUAUCAGGAUUUGGGGGCCAAGAUCCCAAAGGGUGCAGUUCUGUCUGGACCACCAGGAACUGGGAAAACCCUGUUGGCUAAAGCAACAGCUGGGGAAGCAAAUGUUCCUUUUAUAACUGUUAAUGGAUCUGAAUUCCUGGAGAUGUUUGUUGGUGUUGGACCAGCCAGGGUGAGGGACAUGUUUGCCAUGGCACGGAAAAAUGCUCCAUGCAUUCUCUUCAUUGAUGAGAUUGAUGCUGUUGGAAGGAAGCGGGGUAGAGGAAACUUUGGUGGACAGAGUGAACAGGAGAACACCCUAAAUCAGCUACUGGUCGAGAUGGAUGGAUUCAAUACAAGCACCAAUGUUGUUGUUCUGGCAGGAACAAAUCGACCUGAUAUCCUUGACCCAGCACUGAUGAGACCAGGGCGAUUUGAUAGACAAAUUUAUAUUGGUCCACCUGAUAUCAAAGGACGAGCAUCAAUUUUCAAGGUUCAUCUCAGCCCAUUGAAGAUGAACUCUAGAAUCAGUAAGGAAACAUUGGCACGUAAACUAGCUGCACUCACUCCAGGGUUCACUGGUGCUGAUAUUGCCAAUGUAUGUAAUGAAGCUGCUCUGAUUGCUGCUCGUCAUUUAAAUGAAUCAAUCCAUGUGAAGCACUUUGAACAGGCAAUAGAACGUGUGAUUGGAGGAUUAGAGAAAAAAACACAGGUCUUGCAGCCUAAUGAGAAAAAAAUUGUUGCCUACCAUGAGGCUGGACAUGCUGUUGUUGGCUGGUUCUUGGAACAUGCAGACCCUCUACUUAAAGUCUCUAUUAUACCUCGUGGGAAAGGUCUUGGCUAUGCGCAGUACUUGCCUAAAGAGCAAUACCUUUACACAAAAGAGCAGCUCUUUGAUCGCAUGUGCAUGAUGCUUGGUGGUCGAGUGGCUGAGCAGAUAUUUUUUGAACGCAUCACAACAGGUGCUCAGGAUGAUCUGAAAAAAAUCACACAGAGUGCCUAUGCCCAGAUUGUUCAGUUUGGUAUGAGUACAAAACUUGGGCAAGUUUCCUUCGACCUUCCACGACAAGGUGAUACAGUUGUUGAAAAGCCAUACAGUGAGACCACAGCACAGAUUAUUGAUGAAGAGGUUCGGGCUCUUAUUGGUACAGCAAAUGAGAGAACUGUGGCAUUGUUGAAAGAGAAGCAACUGGAAGUUGAAAAGGUCGCUGAACGAUUACUAGAGAAGGAAGUACUCGAUAAAAGUGACAUGAUUGAUCUUUUGGGACCUCGACCAUUUUCAGAAAAAUCCACUUACGAAGAAUUUGUUGAAGGUACUGGUAGCUUUGAAGAGGACACCACUUUACCUGAAGGUCUGAAGGACUGGAACCAGGAGAGGGAGGAGACUAAAGAGGAACUGCCACACAAACAGCUAGCAUGAAACGUGUUAAGUACCUUUGUAUUUUAUGUAAACUGGAGAGCUUAGUGGUGACCAAAUUGAAAGGUUUGCUUCGCUAGGAUAAAAUUGAGAAUGCCUGCACUCUAAUUUGGAACAGUUCUCCCAUAUGGUCGUCCUUGGUAACUAUAGGCUGUAUGAAGCAGCUCAUGCAGUCAUACCUUUCAUUGAUUCAGGUGAUGGCCAUAUUUUGUCACUGAAUUGAAAGCAGUUUGGACUGAGUCUGCAGGAUUUCGGAAACUGCGCUGACUCUGGUAAAUCUAUUGCCUCCUUGUCUGAAAGAAAGAUUCAGUCUAUUUAUUGGUAAGUGCUGGAACAAAAAUAAACCUAAAGGAGAGUUCAAAUGUUCCUUUAAUAAAUGAACCAAAUUUAAUUGGUUAUAACAUGGUAAUUUCAAGGGGACUUGAAUUUUAUGCAAAUGUGAAAAUAUUUGCCUAUAAGUGUGCAUAUUCUUCGCUAGUACUAUAAUUAUCAAUCUUUGUAACUUUUGAUUUUCUUAAUUACUUUUACUGUAUACCGAAAUUAGUUUAGCGACUUGAAAUUCUAAAUCUGAAACCUGAACCCAUUUCAUUUUUAAUUAUAUGCGCAGACCUAAAUUGGUGUAGAAUGACAAUAUAUUUGAAAAAAUUGACAACCCCACAAAAUUUAUUUCCAUCCUCUAAAAGUUCCAUUUUAAACCACCAAUUCUUAUUGAAGUCUUUCAUGCAAUGACCUAAAUAAAUGUAACAUUUAAGCACUCAAGUAAGAAUAAUACGGGUGUGCUGGAUAGUUAACUUUUUCAAACUGAUCAUGGUUUGUAAAUUAUUGAUUCUUAUGAUCAUGAAUACUAAUGUAUUAAGCAUCUAACUUAGAUAUUCUGUGAUGCGUUGUAGCUGAUCACUCCCUUAAACAAUCUGUGUGUUGUGUUUCAGACACAUAUGUACUGUCCAAUAUUUAUCAUAUUGUUACUCAUUUAGAUCUAUUUGUGACCUGAACUGGAUGCUGUACUUUCUCACUUGCCUUAUUUCCUUCUUGAACUAUUCAAUACUUAAUUGGGAAACUCUUAAUGAAAGAAGGCCAUAUCUGAAUUGUUGAGUUGCUUUAUUUAAUGGGCAUUAAGUGAACAUAGAGAUAGCAAGUUCUCCUUAUUAUCUCAAACCUACUUCUGUCCACAAAAAAGUAAGAGCAAUAAUAAACAAUACUGUUGACUGUUUUCUUUUGUCAUCACUUUUCCUUCAAGGCAACUUCUGCUGCAGACAACAUUGAUCUUUUGCAGCUGCUGGCCCUGGCCUUACAACUUGCAGUUUCUUGUCUCCUUUUUUUAUCCUGGCUAGCCAUAUAAAUUCCUUCAUGUCUCCACAGGGACGGUGAGAAGGAGGAGCAGGUGUAGGUUGUUGGAGAAGAGGAGAGAUGUACAGCUGGGUUUCUCGUCAUGGUAGGCCUGUGAAUUAAAUUAACUGCUACUUCGUGUUUUGAGCUUAGUAAGGCCUUCUGCUGAUUUGUUUUUAAGACCAGGAAGGCUAUCUUGGAAUUGCCUGGGACCAAGCAACUAGCUCUAAUUCUUGUGAAUAUCACAUAGCAACUCAUCUAGCUUCAAAGCCUGCAGCAUUUGACUUUAUUUAAUCCUGUAUAAAUUAUUUUGUUUCAAAAUGCAAUUUUUAACCAUAACACAAUCCCAAAAUUCUUUCAAGUAAGAAACAAUGGGGGAAAAUUCUCAAAGGUGCCUUGUUAACUUGACUGAUCUCUGAUGCAGAAUGCUUUUGGUGAAGAUUUGAAACAAAAUUGGAUUACAAAUUCCACUGUUGCUACUUAAGUGUGAUUGAUUCUAUUUUCUGAUUUGUGCAAAUAAAGUUAAUCUUUUCUCUAUUCAAUAGUCUCUUCUGAAUUUCCAGAAAAUUUCUUGAUUUCCAAAGCUUUCUGUAAUUAAUUUUUUUUUCCAUUGAAGUCUGGUAUUGGCAUUGACCUUAUAGUAGUAAUAUUAUCUUGAGGUAAGGUUCAUUAUUCUUUAUCAUUAUUUCUUCAAUUUCUGUCAACUCUUCUAAGAGGCUCAUGGUCUCAUUCUAAGCAAACGUGACUGCUAGCCACUGUGAAUGGUUGAUCAUUUCAGACAUUCACUGAAUUCGAUUUGCAUUGAUUGAGGACUGCAUUGCUGCAGAUAUAGGAUAAUCAUUUAUGAUGGAUUUUACCAUUACCUAUGUGGCUUUAAUUUAAUAGACAAGAUCAAGGUGAAAACCAAAUAUGUGGGGAAAAAUAGCUUUUUGGUUUCACUGUGUUUCUGAAGUUAAAUAUUGUCUUGUGAAAUUGUAACCAAGCUGGAAGAUUCGAACAUUACCAUGCUCAAAUUAAAAUUUGUGGUGACCUGUCUUUCACUUGCUAAGUCCAUGAGCAGUAAACUGUUCAUCUUGUGUUGUUUACAUUAUCACCCCUCUAAAUUGUUUUUCUAAGUCUUGUGGGAUCCAGCUUAGGGUCUGUCCUUGCCCGUUUAGAUUAGCUACCAUGUAGUUAAAGCUUGAACAAAAACGAAAGAACUGCAGAUGCUGUAAAUCAGAAACGAAAACAGAAAUUUCUGGAAAACCUCAGCAGGUCUGGCAGCAUCUGUGAUGAGAAAUCACAGUUAAUGUUUCGGGCUGAGUGACCCUUCCUCGAAACUGAUUUCUCUCCAUAGAUGCUGCCAGACCCACUGAGAUUUUCCAGCAAUUUCUGUGUUUGUGCUAGUUAAAGCUUGAAUAUUGCUGUUCACUUGAGACUCUCCUGACAAAAGGUGAUUAUUAGUAUUCUGUAUAGUUUAACAUUUUUAUCGUUUAAGUUAAUUGGAGAAUUAUGCUGUCAGAUUGCCUGUAAAAUUGGUUUGGUCAUUCUGAAUUCAAUGAUUAUAAUUACUGUGUGUUGUCUUUUGGCAUUUAUGUAGUGAAUAUUGCUAUAUACUGUUCGUCAUUUUGCUGCAGCAAGAGGUUUAAAUAGUCACAUAUCUUUUGUAUAGAGAGGAUUUAUUCUGAACAAUUAUUUUAAAUUCUGUAUAUUCAUACGAACUUCUUACAAAAAAUUCAACUUUUUUCUGCUUAUGUUUUGGAGCUGUAUUUAAUUGCUGCAUCUGGAUUUUUGUAAUUAUUAUGCCUUAUCAAAUGUUACAUUGGCCACAAUAUUUCAUGUUUUUGGCAGUGGAAUAUUUGUAGCUGCUGCAUUCAAGUAUUUACAUGGAAUUUAUUACAAUACUACAGAUAAAUUACUAACAUCUGAGAUUUUAAAAUGGAAAAUCAACAACAACAAGAUUCAAAAGUAAAUCUUUGAAGCACUGCCCAGAUAAAUGAAUGUCUACAUUACAGUCAUACGGUCUUGCAAGUUAAUAUAUUUUUGUGAAGAAGGUAAAAUCUCCAUAGGUCACAAUGAUGAAGAUUCUGUACAAGUAGUAACAAAUAAGACAUAUCUGUAUCAAUUUUUGUCAUGCUGGGUGCCAGGAUAUGGCAGAUGUUAGCAGCAUAUUCAGCAUCACUAUUCUACUAAUAUUGCAAAAAGAGAAGUUUGGCACUGCUCCUUCAUUACUCGAUACUUGUCUGUACAUUUAUCCAUACUUCUGCAUUGAAUAUGUGCUAUCUCCAGCGGAAAAUGUCAGGGAAAAAAAGUAGCUAAUUUCUUUUGCUUACAUUUUUAUUUAACCCGAGGAUAAUCUAGUAAGUUAAACUGUCCAUGAUGUGACUGAUUCAGAGAAAAUAUGUACGUUAAGAUUUGCUAAUGUUUGGUUUCACUUCCCAUGGGCUUCGUUUUGAUUACCUGCAAACUGCUUUCGUGGUAGGGUUGGAGUGAGUGCCAAAGCUGAUAAAGGGAAUAAGGUCUGAAGUAAAAGCAGAAAACAUAGUUUGGAACUUCAUUGAUUCCUAAAGCUGUAAACAACAACAUGUGUAAAUACAGCAUCAAUAUUACAAGCAUCUUCACAUGAGUUUUAUCAAAAACACAGUUUAAAUUGAAGCAUGUAAGGCUAGAACAAAAGAUUGGUCACAGAGAUGGGUUUUAAAGUGUUUUAUAAAAGCUGAUAAAAGGGAAAGAGAAGGUAGUAAGAGAAUUCAGGCUUUUGGGCCCAUGAAGCUAAAAGCACAGUCACAACCCAAUAGAUUAAAUGUGCAAGAAGAAAGAAUUGAAGAAGAUGAGAUGUUCAAUGGAGGGGUUAUGGGUUGACUCAGUUUCGUAAAAACAUGUAUUUUCUUUCAAUUCAUAAAUUUAAAGCUUUAAAAAAUUGGGUCUAGUUGGAUGUUACAGAAAGAUCUGAAAAUUAACAGUUGCGGUCAAGGUACAGAUUCACAAAUUUCUAACUCAAGUCAAUAAAUAGUUAAUGUUACAUAUAAAAUGCAGGAGACAUAAAGUUGAUUAGGAAAGGGAUUAAUUAUACCUAAUUCAUUAAAAUACCUUGUCUAAACUUUCCUUUUAAGUACCUGUGCACAUGUUUACAACACGUACUGCCCAUGAAAAGCUUCUAAGCUGUAAGUGUACAUUCCUAACAAAGAGGUGGUGGUAACAUUAUUGGCAAGGUCUCUAAUUAAUGUUUACCUAGGCAGUUUCUAGUAAAGUUGUGGGCAUGGAAAUUUAUAUUCCAAAUAUAAAAGUACAGAAUGUAAGACUUUAAAAUGAGGAGUGGACUACACAACAGUGUGCCUUGUCCGAUUUCCAUCAGCUUUAAAACUGUGCUCACCUUGAAGGCUUCCAUGCACAGUGCCCUGGGCAAUCAGCUGCAACAGAAAAUUACUCAUUAAGAAAAAGUUUUAUAAAUAAUUCAGGAUUUCAACAUCAAGGAAGCAGAAAGUGCGAAUUCAGAAUGGGUAAAUGUAAUUGGCAAGUGUCUGAUUUACCAUGCUCGUGACUCAUUGCAAUUCCAUUAUUUGCCUUGUGAAAGUAGCUAUAAUUUACCCAUACAAAUUACGGAAGCAAGUCUUGGUAGUGCUUGGUUUACCUCUCGUCAUAGAAUCCCUACAGUGUGGAAACAGGCCAUUCAGCCCACCGAACCUCCAAAAAGCAUCCCACCCAGAACCAUCCUCCUACGCUUUCCCUGUAAUCCUGCAUUUCCCAUGGCUAACACACCUAAUCUACACAUUUCUGAACACUAGGGGCAAUAUAGCAUGGCCAAUCUACCUAGCCUGCACACCUUUGGACUGUAGGAAGAAGCCGGAGCACCUGGAGGAAACCCACGCAGACACAGGGAGAAUGCGCAAACUCCACACAGUCACCCAAGGGUGGAAUCAAACCCAGAUCCCUGCUGCUGUGAGGCAGCAGUGCUAACCACUGAGUCACCAUGCUGAUAAAAUUUGAGCUGCUACAAUAUGUUUGUGUGUGUGGAUAUAUAAAAGAUGCAGCUUGUUCUUCCCUUGUGGUUUGACCAGUACAAAGCAGUCAUCAAGGUAUGGGAAAGCAUUGUCAUUUGGAACAUUUCUUAACAGGUGCUGAUGAUGAUGUGCUUAAAUGCUAGGCCAUUUGGAAAACUAGUUGAUGUAUUUUAAAGAUUGACUAGUUGUCUGCAUAUUAAUGUACCCCUGUUGAGUAGGUGGCCUGUUACCUGAUCCAAUUUUCCAAUGGAGGUUGGCUGAUUUAAUGGUAGCUCCGGGAAUGUAGCUUCUCCCUUCUCUUUCAAAAAUGUGUUCCACUCAUUUUAUUAAUUACCCAUGUAUACCUGUGUUUUGUUAUUUUUACAUGAGAAACUUAAUUAGUGGUAAAAAUAAAACUGAGAAUUUUUGACAACUAAA
Messenger RNA from Rhincodon typus (whale shark), 8212 nucleotides. Its product is annotated as AFG3-like protein 2. Gene Ontology annotation, cellular component: m-AAA complex; membrane. The record is from RefSeq and is a predicted model, not a curated record. The transcript has 17 exons. Gene Ontology annotation, biological process: mitochondrial protein processing; protein-containing complex assembly. Lineage: Eukaryota; Metazoa; Chordata; Chondrichthyes; Orectolobiformes; Rhincodontidae. Gene Ontology annotation, molecular function: metalloendopeptidase activity; ATP binding; ATP-dependent peptidase activity. The coding region runs from base 168 to 2492 and encodes 774 amino acids.